AUGCGAAAACGGCGGCGAGACGGCGUACUUACUGCCGUCGCUGCUGCAGCUUUUUGCAUUCUCGUCAGUGUAGCAGACCACCGGACAGUAGUAAGUGAUCCCGUGUUGAAUGAAGACGAGCAGGCAGUUGAUACCCCAAGCAGUGACGAAGCCGAGAUGACGGCGCUCCUGGAAGCCGAAGACCGGUCGUUUCUGGCCUACACAAUGGUCCCCGAGAUCAAGCUCCAGUUUGAUCCCCUGACGACGUCGCCUCCGAAUUGGGUCGGCCCCAGCAUCGGCGACUUUACCGACUCGGCCUGUUACCGCAAGAUUCAUCGACAUGACUCGAACGGUGAGUGCCCUCGAGGGUUCGCCAAGAACGCAGGCUGGUGCUCGUCGCAGUGCCCCAUGGCGUACCCCGUCCAGUGCAUUGCCGAGUGCGUGCCCCAGAACGACGACUGCGUGCUGGAUAUCAUGGCGAAGGUCACGAAUCCAGGCUACGUGGUGCUGAACAUUGCCACGGCUGGCGUGUUCAAUGCGCUGCACAAGACGGCCAAGCACAUCAAGCAUGGCGUAAUGUGCGCGUUCAAUGUGUUUAACAUUGCCGAAGGCAUCUCUCGAUUCCUGCGCACGCGACAGCUUUUGACGCCAAAUAGCACAAAAGAAGAGCUCCUUGCUGCAGCGUAUCAGACGGACUUGUUCCUAGUUGAUCUACCCGUUGCAAUCACUACGUGCAUGGAUGACAAAGUCCACAGGUUUGCCUUCUUUGCGGAUGCAGUCGUUACUGCAGCCGAGACGUUGGUGAAGCAAUUGGUACUCAACCGUAACGCGAUCAUGAGCUCUGCAGACGCCUUCCUAGCGUUCUUUCGCAACACGACAGCAGGCAAGUCGGCGAGGGAUCUAGACGCGGAAAGUGUCGCGAACCUCACGAGUCUGAUCAACUCUGGCUCGUCGUGCGGGUCCAAUCUCAAGCGUCUGACGGACCGAGUGAUCGUGAAGAUUGCAGACAUCCGUGACAGCAAUCCAUCCGCUAGUAAAGCCGACAUUCGACGCGAAGUCGGCAGUACUUCGAUCAUGCUGGAUGAUGUCCCGGCGAUCACGAACGAGUGCAUGGGCGAGUUGCUCAAGACGAAGAAGCCGUACGUUGCGUACCAAACGCGGGAUACGUUGAGGAAGAUUUUUGGCGUGAUCGUUGAGCAGCUGAUCAAAACGUCCACUACGGACAUGGGCAAGGCCAUGGCAAGGAAAGAUUACCUGGUGAAAACAAGCAACUUAGGACUUCAAGGUCUCUCGGCGAUUGACCCCACGGGCAUUGCGUACAUGACGUUUAAUUACGUGCAACCAAUGUGCGGUCCGACCGAGUUUGUCGGCGAGAUCGAUGACGGGUCGCUGACCGAUGCGCUUGGGCUUACGACCAUGGACAAUGCAUUUCGUGGCAGUGAAGGUACAUGGACCAAGAAGGGCGAUGGCCUUGUGCGAAUCACUUUUAUAAGUACUGACACGAAAACCGUCAAAGUGGUGAUUCACUCGGGUGGCAAGAAGGUCGACUCGGUUCACGUGAAGUCCGGCAGAACCGUGAUAUGGACGUCCACCGUGCAAGAGCUGGCCGACAAGACGAUGUACUUGGAUCGCUGGCGUCCAGGGGUUUUGGGUAUACCUGGUUCGAGUGGCGGAUCUCUUUUGCUGUGGGUGUCCAGGUCGUCGGAAGGCGGUCACCUCGAAAUGACCGUGAAGAUCAACGCGACCUGA
Hyaloperonospora brassicae is the source of this 1728-nucleotide messenger RNA. The record is from the annotation of a GenBank genome assembly. NCBI's taxonomy places the organism in Eukaryota, Oomycota, Peronosporomycetes, Peronosporales, Peronosporaceae.